AUGUGGUUGGCCCUGGUGCUGCUGCUGCCCACAGCGCUGCACCUGAGCCUGGCAGAGCCUCCCCAGGAGAUGGUCCCUAUUUUCCGCCUCAUUCAGCUGGGCCCCUGGAGAAGCGGGGCCAACUACACCACCACCACCACCACCACCACCGGCUCGCCCUGCCAGGGGCCCUUCGCCGUGGGGGACACGACCUUGACUCUGGCGAACCGCAGCCUGGAGCACCUGCCCCGCUGCCUGCCCCGCGCGCUGCGCAGCCUGGACGGCAGCCACAACCUGCUGAGCGCCCUGAGCGCGUCGGAGCUGGGCCCCCUGCCAGAGCUGCAGGUGCUCAAUCUGCACCACAACCGCAUCGGCGCGCUGCGCUGGGACCCCGGGUGGCCCGCGGGGCUGCACACGCUGGACCUCAGCCACAACCGCCUGGCCGCCCUGCCGCCGUGCGCCCGGCCCGUUCUGGGCAGCCUCCGGGCCCUGGAGCUCGCCAGCAACCCCCUGCGGGUGCUGCCCCUCGGGGCCUUGGCCUGCUUCCCCGCGCUGCGCCUGCUCAACCUCUCCGGCACCGCGCUGGGCCAGGGGGGCAUCGCCGACGCCACCUUCGCGCCCCUGGCCUCCCUGGAGGUCCUGGACCUCAGCGGCACGCUCCUCAAGCAGGUUCAGCCGAGGUGGAUCCAAGACCUGCCCAAGCUCACAUCCCUCCACCUGAGGAAGAUGCCCAUGCUGAGGAGCCUGGAGGGGGACAUUUUCAAGACGGCCUCUGAUCUGCAACAACUGGACUGCCAAGACUCCCUUGCACUUACCUCUGUCCAGACACGUAUCUUUCAAGACACUCCUCGCCUACAGCUCCUGCUGCUGCAGAACUGCAACUUGAGUUCCUUCCCUCCUUGGACCCUGCAUUCUUCCCAGGUUCUAUCCAUCAACCUCUUCGGCAACCCCCUUACUUGCAGCUGUGAGUUGUCCUGGCUCCUCAAGGAUGUCAACAGGACUAUCCUGAGCAGGGCGGCAGACACGGAGUGCACACCCGCUGCAGGAUCCCGCGGGGCCCUCUCCGCCCCUCUCCCGCUGUCCCAGCUGCCCGGUGUGUGCCACGGGGACCAGAGCACCGUCCUCCUGGAUCCCAGGCCACCCAUCUCUGCGGGCCCCACCUACGCGACUUCUACACCCGGUCCCUUCGCCCCGCAGCUGAGCACAACCCCCUCCUCUCCAGCUGGGGGAGGCCGACGGACUGUCACCAAGGCGCCCUCCCACGCUGUGAGCACCCCCGCGUGGUCCACCGCCGUCUCCAUAGCGGGUCCCAGGAACUCCAGCGCUGCCAGCCGGGCCUGGACAGAGCACGAACGCACUGCCCCGCCUGGCCCGGAUCCUCCUGUUUCAGCUGCCUCCAUCCCGCCCGCCAGCAAACAGCGUGGGCUCCCCGCUGCCUCCCGGAACCCUCUGAGCAUCGCCCGGCACUCCCGGACGACACAGGCCACCCCGCAGCCUCCCCACCCGAGUCCUUCCGAGGAGGGUGGAAUUCCAGUCUUGGUUUUGGACGACUCUAGUGAGGAGGAAGAGGAAGAGGAGGAGGAGGGGAAGAAGGAGAAGGAGAAGGUGGUGAGUGCGCCCUCUCAGGGCGUGGCCUGUGAUUACCACCCGUGCAAGCACCUGCAGACGCCGUGCGCCGAGCUGCAGAGGCGCUCCAGGUGCCAGUGCCCCGGCUUCAGCCAGGAGGACGCCGUGCCGGAGCCUCCCAAGCUGCAGGGGGUGUCGGAGGUCACAGACACGUCCGCCCUGGUCCGCUGGUGCGCCCCCAACUCGGUGGUGCGCAGCUACCAGGUCCGCUACUCGCCGGAGGGCGGGCCCGGGAACCAGUCCGCCGCCGUGGGGGACAUCUAUGCCACGGCGCGGCAGCACCCGCUGUACGGGCUGUCCCCGGGCACCACGUACCGGGUGUGCGUCCUGGCGGCCAACGGGGCCGGGCUGAGCCCGACGCAGGCUCCGGGCCGGCGGGAGCCGUGCGGCUCCUUCACCACCAAGCCCAGCUCCGUGCUCAUCCUCGCGGGGCUGAGCGCCGCGGGCGGCCUGCUGCUGGUCAGCACCCUGGUGCUGUCCGCCUGCCUCUGGCGGCACGGCCGCAGGCAGAGCUACCCCGCGCACCUGGUGGCCUACAAGAACCCCGCCUUUGACGACCCGUUGAAGCUGCAGACCUUCAGUUAG
Molecule: messenger RNA, 2190 nt
Organism: Pipistrellus nathusii (Nathusius's pipistrelle)
Lineage: Eukaryota; Metazoa; Chordata; Mammalia; Chiroptera; Vespertilionidae
Source: the annotation of a GenBank genome assembly